Molecule: messenger RNA, 3522 nt
Organism: Lepus europaeus (European hare)
Lineage: Eukaryota; Metazoa; Chordata; Mammalia; Lagomorpha; Leporidae
Product: G2/mitotic-specific cyclin-B3-like
Biological process (GO): mitotic cell cycle phase transition; regulation of cyclin-dependent protein serine/threonine kinase activity
Cellular component (GO): cyclin-dependent protein kinase holoenzyme complex; nucleus; centrosome
Molecular function (GO): cyclin-dependent protein serine/threonine kinase regulator activity
Source: RefSeq, a predicted model, not a curated record
AUGUCAUUGCCAAAAUCACCUCCAAUCUUUAAACCUAACAUUAAGAGACCUCAGUACCGUAAAAAUCCAUUCAAGGAUCGUGGCCAUCAUGUAGAGAGAGUGGAGAAAUCUUGUUCUUCACUGCAGGGAGUAUUCACAAUGAGAUCAGCUUUUGAAGAUCUCACCAAUGCUUGUCAAAUUCAACCUGCCCAGCCCAAGAAGGGAUAUAAUGAGUUUGUAAAAGAUGUUUCCAAGAAGACAAAGGGGAAUAUAGCUCUAAGCUUGACCAAAACCAGCAAGAUGAAUUCUGACAGAUAUAAGCCAAAACCAGUAGUAGCCUCUUCCACACUGGUACUAAAUAAGGAGAAACUGCCCCCUGUGGAGAAAUCUACCAUCUCUAAAGCACCCACUACUGAGGAGGCAUCCGCCCUCAAAAAAACACAAGUUUCAGAAGAUGAAGAAAGUUGUGACCAUAUAACCAUAGUCAGCAAAUUAUCAUCUUCAAGGAGGCGAUUUUUGAGGUGUGAGAUGCCCUUAUUGAAGAAGACACUUGCUUUUCAGAAAGAAAAUGACAGUGACAAUGACUUUUUCCUAGAAGAAAUGGCAGUUAAAAAGAGACGUAAAAUGGAGGAAGCCACCACCAAGAAGACAUUGCCCUCCGAGCAGAAGACAAGUGCACGUAAGGAAUAUAAGUUCAGCUGGAAAGAUUUCCUUUCCACUGACGAUAGCAGUGAUGAUGACAAUCCCUUUGGUGUGCGGUUUUUGAAGAUUAAGAAGAAAUCUAAGACUGAAAAGCCAACCACGAAGCCCUUAUCCUUAAAGAUGUGUACUCCUCAAAGGAAGAGUUCCCACAGGAAGCCCCUGGCAUUGCAGUGGGUCAGCUGUAAAGACAAGCCACUCACUAAGGAGCCAUUUUCCUUUAAUAGAAAGCCUGCCAUGGAGAAGGAGUCCCUUUGCCAGGAGCCAUCUGCACUGCGAGAGAAACAUGCCAGUGAGGAGAAGUCGCUUUCUAGGGAGGCUUUGGCUCUUAAGAAGAAGCGUGCCAUUGAAGAGGCACCUCAGUCCAGCACUAUAUUUCCAAAGAAGCAGAAGCAGGCCAUUGGAUGGGCCGUGUUCCCUUCUAUGCCACCAGUAUUGCAGAAGGGCUGCCCUGCAACUGAGGAGCAAAUCCUCCCCAAGAUACCAUUGUCCUCAAAUAAGGAGCAAGUCACUAAGAGACCGGUGACGCCCUUACGGAAGCCCCUGGUCUUGCAGAAGAACACCUUUCAAGAGGACUCAGUGAAUAAGAAGCUGCUGUCCUCUAAGAAGCAGCCUUUCAAUGCAGGGGACGUCCUUUUGAAGGCUCCAUCAGCACUGACAGAGAAGCGCACUGCUCCUCAGGAGGUGUCCUUCUCAAAGAAGAAGAGCACCAUGGAAAAACAAUCACCUAUUAAGAGAUCCUUGACUUUGAAGGCAAAGCCUACCGGUGACGAGAUAUUUUUCUCUCCAGAGCUCUUUUCACCUGCUGUGACACAUGACAUUGCUGAGUCCACCUCUCAGGUGUCUUUGGUCUUGCUUGCGAAGCCUGAUCCCAAAGAGGACUCUUUCCAUGAGCUGUUGACCUUGAAAGACAAAAGCAUCACUGAAAGGGAGUCCCUUGGCAGUAAGAAGUUGCUUUUGAACCAGUUGUCCACUGAGGCAGCAACAAGCACAGAGUGCCAAUUAUCUUCAGAGAAGGAACCCACUGCUCAGGGGAAGAGAGGCCUCUUGCAAAAGCAGUUGGCUCCAUGGAAGAAUAUCACCAAGAAUGAGGAGCCUUUUACUAAGCAGCCACUGGCCUUGCAGGAGAAGUCCCACUCCAAGAAGGGGCCUCUGUGCCAGCAGCAGUUUUCUUUUAAGAGGAGUCUCACAUUUGAUGAGGAGUGCUACUCUCAGGGGCCUGUAAUAUUUCAGGAGAGGGCAAGAAUGAAGGGGGUCAUCCUGCAGAAGCAGCCCAGCCCCAGGAAAGAGGAGGCUCCGUGCAAGCAGCAGCUGUCCUUUCAGAAAAAGCUGUCCCUUGAAAAGGAUAGCCUCUCUGAGGGGCCCUUAAUAUUUCGUGAGAUGGCAAGAACCAAUGACGCUAAGCUGAGGGAGCCCUGUGCUUCACAGGAGAAGCCCAGCCCUGAAAAGGGGACUCUGUACAAGAAGUGCUUGUCCUGUAAGAAGACUCUCACAUUUGAUGAGGAGUGCUACUCUCAGGGACCCGUGAUAUUACAGGACAGGGCAAGAGUGAGGGGGAUUAACCUGAAUGAGCACUGGGCCUUUCAGAAGAAAUCAAGCCCUGAGAAGAAGAAGCCCAUAAUCAAAGAAGCAUUAGCCUCAGAGGCAAAGACUGUCAUCAAUGGGCCAUUCGUUCUCAAGGAAGUAUUGAUCUUGAAUAAGAACCUCACCACUGGGAAGAGGUUGUUCUUUGAAGAAACAAUGGCUUUGGGAGAAAAUUCUUUCCCCAAAGGAGCUACCUUUCUCAAGACAUUCUUAAUGGUCCCCCUAGUUAAGACCAGCUCAGACAUGUCCAGCACUGCCCUUGGAUCCAGAUUGGUGACUCCCAGAACUCCCACCACGUUUGGUGUGCACAGGUCCAGUUCUGACGGCAACUCCAGUACGUGUGAAUUUUCUUGCAACAAAUUUUCCACACCUAAUGGCAAGGGAGAACAGGUGAAUCAUGAACUGGAAGAUACUAACAGGUACUAUAAUGAUCCAUAUGUCAACUCAGCAUAUGCCAAGGAUAUCUUCAAUUAUAUGAAGGAGAGAGAGAAAAUGUUCAUACUUACAAAAUAUAUGAGCUGGCAGGUUGAGAUCAGCAGUGAUAUGAGAGCCAUUCUUGUGGACUGGUUGGUGGAGGUACAGAUGGGUUUUGAGAUGAGUCAUGAGACCUUGUACUUGGCAGUGAAGCUGGUGGAUCACUACUUGAAUGAGACAAUAUGCAAGAAGGAAAAGCUACAACUCCUUGGUUGUGCUGCCUUUCUGAUUGCAGCAAAAUUUGAGGAGUCCUCCCCACCUUGUGUGAGGGACUUACUGUACAUCUGUGACAAUAUUUACCUGCGACGUGAAAUGCUUGCCAUGGAAAUGAGUAUCCUGACAACCCUCAAUUUUGACAUCAACAUUCCUAGCGCCUAUCAUUACCUGCGGAGAUAUGCUAAGUGUGUCCAUGCCAGCAUGAGGACACUGACCUUGUCCCGCUUCAUCUGUGAGAUGACCCUGCAGAAGUAUGACUACGUCGAGGAGAAGGCUUCCAAGCUGGCAGCAGGUGCCUUCCUCCUCGCCCUCUACAUGAAGAAUCUCAGAGACCAGGUUCCUUCCUUAGAAUUUUACAGUGGCUACACGAUCUCUGAGCUGUACCCCUUGGUCAAGCAACUGAAUGGCACUCUGACUCUCCAUUUUCGCGACAAGCUCCGGACUGUGUAUUCCAAGUAUUCUCAGAGUGACUUCUUCAAAGUCUCCACAAUCCCUCCCUUGGAAAUAUCGAAGCUGGAGGAGAUGUUCAAGGCUAAUUGUGAGGUGGAGGGCCUGGUUUUCUGGCAGUAG